AUGUCUGGAGGGACCUCAACUACUGCUGUUAGACACGUCGACGGGGAGGGCUUGAAACGGGUGUUAGGUGAAAACCGCCUCGUGGUGAUAAAUUUCUGUGCGCCAUGGUGUGGGCCUUGUCAUCUGCUGGCGCCCAAAGUAGAGCAGCUAGCCAAGCAACACCAAGACGUAGUCUUUGUGAAGGUGAACAUUGACGAAUGCGAGGACGUCUCCGCCGAGUACAAUGUCUCUGCCCUGCCCACUCUCAUAGCUGUACGAAAUGGACACAUUGUUGGCCGCGUGGUUGGGGCCAGUGAGGCGGACCUGCAGCAAAUGGUCAAUGCUAGCUGCGAUUGA
Messenger RNA from Hydatigera taeniaeformis, 336 nucleotides. Lineage: Eukaryota; Metazoa; Platyhelminthes; Cestoda; Cyclophyllidea; Taeniidae. The record is from the annotation of a GenBank genome assembly.